Molecule: messenger RNA, 1566 nt
Organism: Aspergillus pseudotamarii
Lineage: Eukaryota; Fungi; Ascomycota; Eurotiomycetes; Eurotiales; Aspergillaceae
Product: cytochrome P450
Exons: 4
Coding region: 1-1566 (521 amino acids)
Biological process (GO): sterol metabolic process
Molecular function (GO): monooxygenase activity; heme binding; oxidoreductase activity, acting on paired donors, with incorporation or reduction of molecular oxygen
Source: RefSeq, a predicted model, not a curated record
AUGGAGUUUUCUUCUAGCAGUGGAUUGUCUACUAUUCCAGUAUACCAGCUUUCUGGAAUCAUCGGGUCAGUGGGUAGCGGUAUCUCAAUUUGGAAGACCCUCUUGACGCUUCUUAUCGCGGCUAUUGCCUAUGACCAGCUAAAAUACAUCCAGCAGAAGGGUUCAAUUGCUGGCCCAUCAUGGAAGAUCCCCUUCAUGGGACCGUUUCUGGAGUCAAUGGAUCCAAGAUUCGAGGGAUAUAUGGCCAAGUGGAGGAGUGGGGAGUUGAGUUGCGUGUCUAUUUUCCACAAAUUUGUCGUCAUCGCUUCGACACGCGAGAUGUCAUCCAAGAUCUUCAACUCCCCUUCGUUCGUGAAGCCCUGUGUGGUUGACUCCGCACACAAGCUUCUAGGGAAGGACAAUUGGGUGUUUUUAGAUGGAAAAGACCAUGCUGAGUUUCGCAAAGGCUUGAAUCUCCUCUUCACACGCUCUGCCCUGGCUAGCUAUCUCCCGUGUCAAGAAGCGGUAUUUGAUGCCUACUUUGAGCGUUUUAUCGCACGUUCGACAGCUAACAAGUACAAACCACUUCCUUGGAUGCCUGAAUUCCGCAAGCUCAUGUGUACUGUCUCCUGUCGCACAUUUGCGGGGCAGUAUAUCUCCGAACGCGCACUAGACAAGAUCGCCCAUGACUACUAUCUCAUCACUGCUGCUCUUGAACUGGUCAACUUCCCGAUUAUCCUUCCAUUCACAAAGGGCUGGUACGGUAAAAAGGCAGCCGAUCUAGUCCUUCGAGAAUUCACCCAAUGUGCUGCCAAAAGUAGAUUACACAUGGCAGAGGGUGGUGAGAUCACCUGUAUUAUGGAUGCCUGGAUUAAAGCCCAGCAAAACUCCGCAACAUACAGGCGGAACAUGGCAGCAGGGGUUCCAUGUGAGAAGCCGGCUCAGCUGCUUCGUGAAUUCACCGACUACGAGAUUGCACAGACUAUCUUUACCCUCUUGUUUGCAUCGCAAGACGCCAACAGUGCUGCCGCUACCUGGCUCUUCCAGCUUAUGGCUGAUCGCCCAGAGAUCCUAAACCGACUCCGCGAAGAGAAUUUAACGGCCCGCAACGGAGAUCGUGAAGGGCGGUUGUCCAUGGACCUGUUGGAGAGACUACCAUAUACGCGCGCAGUAGUCCGAGAGACCCUGCGCUACCGCCCUCCAGUGAUCCUGGUCCCGUACAUUGCAAAGAAGGACUUCCCCAUUACCGAGACUUAUACGGUUGGAAAGGGAUCAAUGGUCCUCCCGUCCAUUUGGCCUGCCACUCACGACCCCGAAGUCUACCCGAAUCCCGAUUCAUUUGAUCCGGAUAGGUGGAUCACUGGAACAGCUGAACAGCAUCUGAAGAACUUCCUGGUGUUUGGAACAGGACCGCAUUAUUGUUUGGGACAGACUUAUGCCCAGAUGAAUCUAAUGGCCAUGAUCGGGAAGGCGAGCCUGGCGCUGGACUGGGAGCACCAUAAUACGCCGGAGUCGGAAGAUAUAAAGGUUUUCGCUACAAUAUUUCCAAAGGAUGACUGCCAUCUAACCUUCCGUCGCCGAACUUAG